Messenger RNA from Pongo pygmaeus (Bornean orangutan), 455 nucleotides. Its product is annotated as small ribosomal subunit protein uS9-like. The transcript is spliced from 3 exons. Bases 69 to 455 code for a protein of 128 amino acids. Gene Ontology annotation, biological process: translation; maturation of SSU-rRNA from tricistronic rRNA transcript (SSU-rRNA, 5.8S rRNA, LSU-rRNA). Gene Ontology annotation, molecular function: structural constituent of ribosome; RNA binding. The record is from RefSeq and is a predicted model, not a curated record. Gene Ontology annotation, cellular component: cytosolic small ribosomal subunit; ribosome. NCBI's taxonomy places the organism in Eukaryota, Metazoa, Chordata, Mammalia, Primates, Hominidae.
ACUAAGGGUGCCGUGUGUUGAAGAAGAUGUCUAGGCCAUAAGCACCGUGCAGUGAGGAUCGCUAAUGUAUGCCUGUAGCCAUGCUGUCCAAGGGCCCACUGCAGUAUGCCCAGGUCUUUGGAUGCAAGAAAAGGGCCACAGUUGUGGUGCCUGGCAAACACAGCAAUGGCCUCAUCAAGGCUGCUGGAACCACUUCUGCUCUGGGCAAAGAGCGAUUUGCUGGUGUGAACAUUUGUGUUCAUGUGAAGGGUGGUAGUCAUGCGGCCCAGAUUUGUGCUGUCCAUCAGUCCAUCUCCAAAGUCCUGGUGGCCUAUUACCAGAAAUAUAUGGAUGAGGCUUCCAAGAAGGAUAUCAAAGACAUCCUCAUCCAGAAUGACCAGACCUUGCUGGUAGCUGGCCUCCUUCGCUGUGAGUCCAAAAAGUUUGGAAGCUUUGGUGCCUGUGCUCGCUACUAG